UUUUUAUUUUUUGUGUACUUAAGCAUUCAUUAAAAAUGUUAAUAUUUAUUAUAUUAAUUGCUUGUUUAUUACCUCUAAUAUAUUUGGAGUUAAGAACAUAUAAAUUAAAACAAAUGAUUAAACAUACACCGGGUCCCAAGACAUUGCCUUUGGUGGGCAAUGCUCAUCAAAUGGGAAAAACUCCAAGUGCCAUAUUAAAUGAUUUCUUUAAUUGGUGGUAUGAAUUCAAACAAGAUAAUGUUACAGUUUGGAUUGGAUACUAUCUAAAUAUUGUGGUGGCCAAUAUUAAGGAUAUAGAGUUUAUUUUAACCAGCAACACUUUAAUACAAAAAUCCGACAUCUAUGACAUGUUACAUCCCUGGCUGGGUGAAGGUCUCUUGACCAGUUUCGGUGCCAAAUGGUUUAAACAUCGUAAAAUGAUAACGCCCUCGUUUCAUUUCAAGAUUUUGCAAGACUUCCAUGAAGUCAUGAAUGUCAAUUGCAAUACAUUUGUGGAGAAAUUGAAAAAUGUGGCCAAGGGUGAAUCUAUAAUUGAUUUCCAGGAUCAGACACAUUAUUUGACAUUGGAUGUGGUUUGUGAUACCGCCAUGGGUGUGCACAUUAAUGCCAUGGAUAAUCAUGAUGCGGAAAUUGUUAAUGCUUUUAAAGAUAUGUGCUAUAAUAUCAACAUGCGUGCCUUUCAUCCUUUGAAGCGUAGUCAUGCCAUCUACAAAUUCUUUCCAGAUUACCAAAACUUUCGAAAGACUUUGAAAAUUUUACAAGAUUUUACAUAUGAGGUCAUCGAAAAACGCAUUGAAACUCGCAAACAAGAGGAGGCGCAAAAAAUGGAAACUGUGGAAGAUGAAUUUAGAAAACGCAAAAUGGCAUUUUUGGAUACCCUCCUCUCAUCCACCAUAGAUGGACGACCCUUAAAUACCCAAGAACUCUAUGAAGAAGUAUCAACAUUUAUAUUUGAGGGUCACGAUACCACUACCUCUGGCAUAACAUUUGCCACAUAUGUGCUGUCGCGUCAUUUGGGUAUACAGCAGCAGGUCUAUGAAGAGCAGCAAAGAGUAAUGGGAGGCAAUAUGAAAAGAGAUGCUACAUUCCAGGAAUUAUCGGAAAUGAAAUAUUUGGAUUUGGUUUUAAAAGAAGCACAACGUUUGUAUCCCAGUGUGCCCAUGAUAAGCAGAUCGGCUGAAAAGGACUAUAUUAUAAAUGGCAAAUUAAUACCCAAAAAUACUUCUUUGAAUAUAUUCCUCAUGGCUUUGGGCUACAAUGAUAAAACCUUUCCCGAUCCUUAUCGCUUUAAGCCGGAGCGCUUUGAUUUGUCGAAUAGAACGGAAAACCAAAAUCCUUUUGAAUAUGUACCCUUCAGUGCUGGCCCACGUAAUUGUAUUGGACAGAAAUUUGCUCAAUUGGAAAUUAAAACAGUGGUAUCGAAAAUUGUGCGUAAUUUUGAAAUUUUACCCGCCCUCGAUGAAUUGGAAUCUAAAGAUGGCUAUGUAAGCACCUACUUUGGACCUCAUAAAUAUAACAAGCCCCAGCAUAAAUACGAACCCAUACUGUCGGCAGUAUUGACCUUGAAAUCAGAAAAUGGUGUACAUUUAAGAUUAAAGGAAAGAAAUUAAUUAAAGAUUUUUAUUUAAAAUAAA
Molecule: messenger RNA, 1634 nt
Organism: Calliphora vicina (urban bluebottle blowfly)
Lineage: Eukaryota; Metazoa; Arthropoda; Insecta; Diptera; Calliphoridae
Product: cytochrome P450 4e2-like
Exons: 7
Coding region: 36-1610 (524 amino acids)
Molecular function (GO): monooxygenase activity; iron ion binding; heme binding
Source: RefSeq, a predicted model, not a curated record